AGGUACAAGGUGAUGAAGAACUGGGGAGUCCUCGGGGGUGUCGCUGCAGCCCUAGCCGCAGGCAUCUACGUGCUUUGGGGGCCCAUCACGGAGAGGAAGAAGCGCCGCAAAGGGCUUGUACCUGGCCUCCUCAACUUGGGAAACACCUGCUUCAUGAACUCUCUGCUGCAAGGCCUGUCUGCCUGUCCUGCUUUCAUCAAGUGGCUGGAGGAAUUCACUGCCCAGUACCCUGCUGACCAGAGAGAGACCAGCAAGCCCCAGUACUUAUCCUUGACUCUGCUGCGGCUCCUGAAAGCCCUGUCUUGCCAAGAAGUUUCUGGAGGCAGUGAGGAGGAGGAGGAGGUCCUUGAUGCUGGCUGCCUGCUGGAAGUGCUUCGGAUGUACAGAUGGCAGAUCUCCUCCUUUGAAGAGCAGGACGCGCACGAGCUCUUCCACGUCAUCACGUCGUCCUUAGAAGACGAGCGAGAUCGUCAUCCUCGGGUGGCCCAUCUGUUUGACAUGCAUUCUUUGGAGCAACAGCCUGAAGUGACCCACCAGCAAAUAAGUUGCCGCAUUCGAGGGGCGCUGCACCCCAUGUCUAGCACCUGGAAGUCUCAGCACCCUUUCCAUGGGAGACUGACUAGUAACAUGGUUUGCAAACACUGUGAACACCAGAGUCCUGUGAGAUACGAUACCUUUGACAGCCUUUCCUUAAGUAUUCCAGCUGCCACGUGGGGUCGUCCUUUGACUCUGGACCACUGCCUUCAUCAUUUCAUCUCAUCAGAAUCAGUUAGGGAUGUUGUGUGUGACAAUUGCACCAAGAUCGAGGCAGAAGGGACCCUGAAUGGGGAAGUGGUCGAGCACCAGAGAACCACAUUUGUCAAACAGUUGAAGCUUGGCAAGCUUCCUCAGUGUUUGUGCAUCCAUCUGCAAAGACUGAGCUGGUCCAACCAGGGCACGCCUCUGAAACGCCACGAACACGUACAAUUUAAUGAAUUCCUCAUCAUGGACAUCUAUAAGUAUCACCUCCCUGGCUGCAAGCCACGCCAGCAUCACCCCAGACCGAAGGAAAGCGCCGGGCCCGUGCCUGAAGGGAAGGAUGGCAUGUCAGCCCCUGCACCAGCCUCAGUUCAGCCCGGCAGGACCAAAGCACUUUUUGUCAAUGGGGCCUGCUCCUCCCCAACGCUGCUGCCAUCCCCAGGGACUUUCUCCCUUCCAGGUGUUCCUGACUAUAGCUCUUCUGUGUACCUCUUCCGGCUGAUGGCUGUUGUGGUCCAUCAUGGAGACAUGCAUUCUGGACACUUUGUGACUUACCGACGCUCCCCCCCUUCUGCCAAGAACCCUCUCUCUGCCAGCAGCCAGUGGCUGUGGAUCUCGGACGACACUGUGCGGAAGGCAAGCUUGCAGGAGGUUUUAUCUUCGAGUGCUUAUCUGCUCUUUUACGAGCGGGUCCUUUCGAAAGCCCAGCAACACCAAAGCCAGGAGUACAAAUCUGAAGAGUGAAACUACCUGAGAGCUGGGCCUAGGGGAGUGCUCAGAACCGUGCAGAAAAAAAAAUGAAAAACCCUCAAUUUUUCUCUGUAUACCUUAUGAAAAUAGCCCGACUCUAGUCCCUCAACAUUCCGGUGUGGCGGUGACGGCAAGCUCUCUCGGCAGGAGCCGUCAUCUCCGAUCCAUGCCCAAACCAAGCUACCAGAAGCAAGCCUGCCAAUGGUGUGCCCUGUGGAGUGUCACUGGGUUAGAAAGCAUCCAUGAUGUCUACAAAACCCUUUGCCCUGCCCUGACACAGGGGACUGCAGAGCUCCAGACGCCCGAGGCCACUUUUUCCUACUUGGAUGUGUAAAUUGCAAGUUUUAAGGAGAUUCACUUGUUUUAUUCUUUAAAAAUUCCAGUCAGAUUUCUCUUUCUAAAAAAAUCAGGCCUGUAGAAGCUGUGAACGAGAAUUACCCUAGUUAUUAAAGGCAGUGAUUUAAAAGAAAAGAAGUGCCUUCCCCUUGUUUAAAUGAUCACAGUCCAGCCGACUGCUUUUGUAACGGCCCGGCCAAAUAUGUGAUGAGAGACCUUUGGGAACAGCCGACUCCUCUGAUUCUCAGUGGAGGGACAGACGCAGCCCCAUUUUGUAUGUCCUUUUCUAACAGGUCAGGUCUUUCCGUGUGGGAAGAGGACCCGGCCGAGGCUAAGCUGCCAUGAGGGUGCCUUGGGGCGUUUGGGGGUUCUAAGGGUGGUGAGCCCACUCGGCUGGUCAGCUGAGGCUGGGAGACUGGGGCAGGCCUAGCAGGGACCUUAGGAGCUGGAUCACAAGGGGUACGAGUUCAAGCCAGUCUUGGCCUGCUACCAGGCAGGGCUUGUCUCUUUUUUAAAAAGCGGUUCCAGCAGCCAUGUAGAUCAGUGGCCUUUAUCACCCAGUGUGCUCUUUCACCACCCCAAGUCUAAUUCUGGACCCUCCCACACCCCACAGCCCUCUGCACGGUAUUUAUUAGACAGGAUGAAAGACAACACCAAAUUGAAUCAUGUUUUCAUCGCCUCUUUUCAGAGUUGUAAGUCCAGGCACUCUAGGGCUGACAGACUUGUUAGUGUCUAGGGUUGGCCUGUGUGUUUUAGUUAAGGUUUUGAAAAAAUAAAAAGAUAAAGCAAGCAUUAAGUCUGUGCUAAAAUUGCAAACCCUCUAGGGAGGAGAGUUGGACCUGGAUCCCCAAAGCCGGUGGUUCUGUGGCCGGCCCCCCUCUGCCUAUGGGUCUGAGCCAGAAGGUGCAUUUGUGUAAGCAGUUCAGAGGAGGCCUCCUUCCCAGGAUGGGCCCAGCAGUGGCUGCCCUGGAGCUGCCCUGGGCCAGGAGGCCUGCUGGGAAAGGGCCCAAGCUCCCAGGCAGGUCCCAGUCAGGGCAGCUCCGAAACAAAUGGAUCCGCUGUGGCCCAGGCCAGGGAAGCAGCCUGCACUCUGGAGGGAGGACUUGCCAGAAUGCCACAGCUUCCUCUGAGGGGGAACAAGGAGGUUUGCACAACCACCAGCAUCUCUCUACAGGCCAGAAGGGAGGCCGAGGACCUGGCGGAUGAAGGCUGCACCCUGAAGCCAGACUGAUUCUGAGGUGGGGCAGUUCCCUACAGCAGAACCCCGAGUUAAUAAACGAGGAGCUUGGACCCAAACCAGCGGGCGGUGGGGCUGCUCCCAUCCCCCUUUUUGUACCCGCUCUGUGGAUUAUGGCAAUAAAGAAUGAUGUUCUUAGAACAGCUCA
This is a messenger RNA of Gracilinanus agilis (Agile Gracile Mouse Opossum), 3209 nucleotides long. It is a transcript of the gene USP30, whose product is annotated as ubiquitin specific peptidase 30. Gene Ontology annotation, biological process: protein deubiquitination. The transcript is spliced from 12 exons. Lineage: Eukaryota; Metazoa; Chordata; Mammalia; Didelphimorphia; Didelphidae. The record is from RefSeq and is a predicted model, not a curated record. The coding region runs from base 13 to 1482 and encodes 489 amino acids. Gene Ontology annotation, cellular component: cytosol; nucleus. Gene Ontology annotation, molecular function: cysteine-type deubiquitinase activity; cysteine-type endopeptidase activity.